CAGGACAGCAGAGACGAGGAGACAGAUUUUAAUCUUAGUAUUGUUUACGACUUGACCCCGGGAGGAAGAACGUUGUGCUCUGUCGUGAACGAGAUUUCUACGGCAUACACCUCGAGUUUUCUUGAAUUAUUGUUUGAAAAUGAUAAGACGGGUUGUCGUUAAGGCCGUGGGUGGACUGGACCAAUUAGAGGUUGAAGAAGGUCCACCUCCACCUCCUCCUUCAAAGGGCCAGGUCACAGUCCUCGUAAAGGCCUGUGGUCUCAAUUUCUACGACAUCUAUGUCCGACAUGGCCUCAAUCCUGAGGUUCAGCCUCCGUGUACUCUUGGCCUUGAGUGUGCAGGUGUGAUAAGUGCUGUGGCUGAGGAUGUACAGUCUGUGAAGGUUGGUGAUCAUGUAGCCGUGCAUUGCCCCCAAGCUGGAGCCUGUGCACAGCAGAUAACAGUAGAUGAAGAGUCGGUAAUAGUUGUGGCAAAAGAUAUCAGCUUUGAGGUAGCAGCGUCAUUCACAAUUACCUACCAGACAGCUUAUUUUUCCCUAUUUCACCUUGGGGGACUCCGGCCUGGGGGAGCUGUGUUCAUUCACAGUGCCGCAGGGGGUGUUGGAUGGGCGGCCACACAGCUUGCCAAAACCAUACCAGAUGUUACAGUCUUUGGAACAGCUUCAGCUCACAAGCAUGAUGCUAUUCAAGAGAAUGGAGUAGACUAUGCCAUCCAUCAUGAUCAGGAUUAUGAAAAAGAAGUUUUAAAUGUCCGACCUCAAGGAGUCAGCAUUGUGUUGGAUAACUUGGCAGGGGCUGAUUUUACCAGAAGUCAAAACCUUCUGGAACCUCUGGGCAAGGUGGUGCUAAUAGGGGCCAAAGGAAUGAUUAAGGGGGAGCAUCGCAGUCUGUGGUGUGUUCUGAAAACCUGGUGGAACACAAAAAAUGUCUCUCCUCAGUCUCUCAUCAUGAAGAACCAUGCUGUAGCAGGUUUCCACUUAAGUGAGCUCAGAAAAAAAGACCCCAAAGCUUUUCGAAAAGGAUGGAUAGAGGUCAGAGACAUGAUAACCAAUGGGGUGUUAUCUCCUAGAAUCGACUCGGUGUGGAAAUUUGAAGAAAUUUUAGAGGCGUCAAAACAAAUCUCUGAGUGGAAGAAUAUUGGCAAAGUUAUUGUUAAGCCUUGAAUUAUUUUUUUUCAUUUAAUCAAAGUAUUGUUGAAUGAACUUUCUGAUUUGUAUUUUGUUAAAAAAAAAAAAAAAAAAAAAAAAUGAUGUAGCUUAUUAUAUAUAUAUUUGGAAUACUCCAUGUAUUUGGCCAUUUUGUUUAAGAGUAAUAUUGGUAUGCAUGCCUAUCAGUAGCUUUGCAGUUGCACAACAGCUCCAUUUAGGACUUCUGCUGCAUUCACUUUUACCUGUUUUUGCUUAAUGCACUGUCAGUAUGGCCAGCAGAAAGACAGUUUGUAGUAUUCUCUAUAGUAUUGUUUUGUGAAAUGUCUCUGCACAUAGAGGGCUCUACAAGUGCUUAACUACAAAGAAGUCAAUUAAUAGACCUAAUGACCUCAUAUGAUUUCACUUUUCUUAAUUUCUUUUUGUUUACUAAUGCUAUUAAUAUCGAUGCUAUUAUAAACACUGUAGAGAUUUUAAUUCAUAUAGUGUUACAGACAUUACUAACAGUAGUAUAAUUUAAUUCAUAUAGUGUUACUGACAUCACUAGCAGUAGUAUAACAGGAAAUAUUUCUGAAAAUCAAGAAAAAGGGUGAGAUAGGUAUUACUCAUAAUUGGCUAAUUGGUGACUUAUUACUUGUGGAGCCAUCUAUAUAUAAACUCAAUUAUCAAAUUAAAGUCACAGUGGGCAUGGCAUGUAUGUAUGUGCCAUCCCCAGUGGCAUUGGGUUAAUAACCCUUCCUAACAGGUGGCAAAUGCAUGCAUGACAUGGCUUGACUGGACUCCUUUCAGGGUAGGCUGAACAUGCCAAGUCUGCUUAGAGUGGCAUGCACAAACAGUUGGUUGCUUGAUUGGCCAUUAUUGCAAUGAUUGAGGAGCUACAGUUCCUCAAAAGUAGGCUUAACCCACUCAUGCCAUCCUAUCAUGCCAUGGUAGGUCAGCCCUUACACAGGGACGGUGUCUUCAUGUCGCAUGCUGUUGGGUCUGCUCUAAGUUGUGCAUUCUAAACAGCUUGUAACUGAAACAGUCGUUUAUGCUACAACCAAGAGGUUAGAGAGGGGUAAUUUUAUGUUUCUUGUGUUUCUGAUUUUUCCCUCAAGCAGCUAAGUGUUCAUCUUGACACAUUGUUUUGAUGGUAAUGGGGGAGCUCCUGUUGUGAGUUGGUUAAACCUUUACUGGGCACUAAUAGAAAUACUUCAAAUUUUUAAAUUUUAAGUACAGAAAAGAAAACUGCAACAUAUUUUAAGACAUUUUUAUUUGUUACUCUUUAGGAAUUUCCUUUUUUUCAUGGUAGAAAAUCAGGGCAGACAAAGUGACCAAAAAUGGUAACUUCUUGGAAAGCAUAGCAAAAGUUAUACAAAGAUUGUGAUCAAAAUAAUAAACUUGCCAGUCUAAUAUAACA
Messenger RNA from Penaeus chinensis, 2543 nucleotides. It is a transcript of the gene Ing3, whose product is annotated as inhibitor of growth protein 3-like. Gene Ontology annotation, molecular function: oxidoreductase activity. The transcript has 7 exons. The coding region runs from base 140 to 1162 and encodes 340 amino acids. The record is from RefSeq and is a predicted model, not a curated record. Lineage: Eukaryota; Metazoa; Arthropoda; Malacostraca; Decapoda; Penaeidae. Gene Ontology annotation, cellular component: NuA4 histone acetyltransferase complex. Gene Ontology annotation, biological process: regulation of DNA-templated transcription.